This is a messenger RNA of Cephus cinctus (wheat stem sawfly), 1747 nucleotides long. It is a transcript of the gene temp, whose product is annotated as protein prenyltransferase alpha subunit repeat-containing protein 1. Gene Ontology annotation, cellular component: cytoplasm. The record is from RefSeq and is a predicted model, not a curated record. Lineage: Eukaryota; Metazoa; Arthropoda; Insecta; Hymenoptera; Cephidae. The transcript is spliced from 3 exons. Gene Ontology annotation, biological process: protein prenylation. Gene Ontology annotation, molecular function: protein prenyltransferase activity. The coding region runs from base 402 to 1667 and encodes 421 amino acids.
UACAGUUGAAUCAUGUGAACGAGCAUAAAAAAAAUGGAAAAAUUCGCGCGUGAGAUAUAGCAAUGCCAUCGGCUAGUGAUAAGAUAUAAAAUAUCCCUAGACCGUCGGAAAACGUGUGCAAACUUUAAAAGGAAAUUCCCUAAGUCCUAGGGAAAAUUGACGUUAAGAUAACCUCAUUGUGUAGAAAGUGUCAAGAUUGGGUAAUAUCGCAUUUUGCUUGAGCAAUUUUUAAUCGUAAUUGAUAAGAAGGGCUUGAUGUCAUCCUGAUGUUACGAAAGAAUAGAAACGCUAUAUCCUCCCUGCACUGAAGGCUGCACCAGCACAAAAUACAAGGACAGAGUCUCCAGUGAUUGGCGAUUGAACAUCCGAGACAUGUGAACCAAAGAGAAGAGUGAGAAACAAUGCAGGAAGAUACAUUUCCGGCCGCGGAAAAAAUCCUUUCUGAUAUCGACAAUGUCCUGAGGAAGGAUCUGAAUCUUGUCAGCUUUGAGAUAAUUCCUGCAUUGGAUAACGAGAAUAAAUCUCCCGUGUUCCAUGCUGAAAAUUCGUUGGGCUUGGCGUCCUGGAGCGUGAAACCACUUUAUUGUUAUGCCUACAACCGACUGCUGGAUCUACGAAGAAACAAACAUAGACGCGAAGAUCCAAGCGUGGUAUCAAGAUGGCUAAUGGGUGCACUUCUCUUGAAUCCAGAUAUCUCAACCUUCUGGAACAUGAGGAGAGAGCUAAUAAAAAGUGGCCGACUGGAUCCAACGGACGAGCUGCGUUUUGUCGCCAUAGUUCUCUAUUACAAGGCCAAAUGCUUCGAGGCUUUCGCCUAUCGACGAUGGCUCCUUCAGUAUAUGCUGGUUGAACAGAAGCAGCCACCCACCGACGUCGAGACGCUGCUACGUAACGAAAUUCACGUGGCCUCCAUGUCGGCUGAUCGUUACGCGAAUAACUGUCAUGCUUGGAGCCAUCGUGAACACGUGGUAGGAAAUUUUGAGGCUCUAGUACCUGCAGCUUACAUGUCUUUGUUGAAAGAGGAAUGGACGAGCUCUGAAAAGUGGUGCACAAAACACAUUUCGGAUUACAGUGGCCUGGCGUACCGGCAGUUUCUACUGAAAAGUCUUUUGUUGUCAGAAAAUUCUGUCACAGCGUCGGACAACAUCGUGGGACGUCGUGAAAUCUUAUAUGAAUUCGUUAAACCAAGUAUAAGAGAAUCUACUGAAGUUUCUAUCUUGCGCGACGGAUCGUCUAACGAGGCUCUCGAUCUUUUACAUGGAUUCGAUACUGGCAACCGAUCGGAUAUCGAUUACGAUCGAUGUCUGAUUAAUCUUUCUUAUUUAACGGAAGAGUGCAUGUUCAAUGAUGACCUGACAAGGUCGUACCCCGAUCACGAGGCUCUUUGGUAUCAACGCAGAUUCCUAGCUCAUACAAUCGUCGUCUUGACGGCUUCUUACGAAAAGUAUUCUUCAUACAAGAUCGAAUUGUUUGACCCUAGAUUGAAAAUCAGGCAGGACAAGAUCGUCAACGAAACAGGGAAUCGAAGCAGCGUCAGUCGUCUCGAGGUUGCCUUCCAGGAUCGAAGCAAAGAGAUUAUCAAGAUUGCCAAAAGUUGCGGCCAUCAUCAGAGUACCAUGGCUGAGAAAUUUCAAAAAUUUCUCACAACGAUCAACGUACAAUUAUAACUGAAGUUUAAGUAUCUAUCGGUCGUUGAAAUUGUAUUUUUAAAUAAAAUAAAUAGUCCAAGUGCAACAAUGGCUCAGCA